CUCUUUUUCUCUGUCUACUCACAACCCAUUGCAAAUUAUACAACAUCGUCGAUCAGGAGACUUGAACAAGAACUAUCACAAGGUUACACAUUCAUCUAUAAAAGAAGCAUGAUUCAACAGUAAUCCACCUGAUGAUCUCUCCACCCAUCUUCUUUAAUAGUAAGUUGAUUCAACGCAUCGUUAUUGCUAUCUAAUCGAUAGACAUACCAUUUCCGUUGGGGGGGCCAGAAGGUCGCCGGAGAAUACCUGAUUAUGGUGAAAUGCCAUUGGCGGAUAGCCAACGAGACUCGCUAGCCGGAUUAACCCUCGACGACGUGUUAGCCAACCGAGCCGCCGCGUCGAGCCAUCAGCUCACAAACACAAACCGUCGAACCCUCCUUGACAUCAUCCGUGAAGACGAGUCCGCCAAUAGGGAUCGCAAGUCUUGGAAAGCCUUCAAAGACAAGCUUCGGCUCAAACGCGCCGGAUCUGCUUGGACUUCCUCCGUCCUUAUCCCUGCCUCAGAUAUCCCUUUCCCUAUCCGGAAUAACAGAAACUUCCCCCCACAGCUUCCCCGUCGUAGCUCCGUCCGAGUCCUCACAUUCUCCCCCCUGGACGUCACCACUCACUGCAUGGCUGAUCCCACCGAAGAAGCCAUCAAGAGUUCCCACCUCGCUCCCGCAAUCACGCGCCAGAGAUCCACGCGCCAGGUCGGAGAUGCCGUUUUCGUCGACGAUAAACUCAAGCCUCAGAUUUCCCGCCCGAACUCCGCACGCCUGGCGGCGGCAGUGCGGGCGGAUUCCAUCCGGCGAAAGCGCGUGGUGACAUUUCGAGACAACAUUGAAAGCGAUGACGACGAGGACGAGGACGGCCACAUGCGCCAGCCGAGGGAGGAGAGACAGAUGUCUGCUAGGGAAGCUGUGGCUGCACAGGAGGCGGCGGAGGCGGCAGCGAUGGCGGAGGAGGAGGAAGAUGAUGAAGACGAAGAGGAAGAAUCGUUCGGGGCUGGGGGACGCGGGGUGACAAUGUCGCUGAUGGACCUGUUGGAGGAGACGGAUAGGCAAAUGGGGCUCGAAGGAUCGACGUACAGAAUGGAAGACGAUGACGACGAGGAUUUUGAUGAGGAUGAUGAAGACGACGAAGGAGGUGAGGAGCACGAUUGCUGCGUGUGCAUGGUGAAGCAUAGAGGUGCGGCUUUUGUGCCGUGUGGGCACUCGUUUUGCAGGAUGUGUUCCAGGGAGCUCACUGUGAGCAAGGGAAAUUGCCCCCUCUGCAACAAUUUCAUCUUGGAGAUUCUUGAGGUUUUCUGAUCCACAUAACACUUUUUCUUUUCAUAAUUGAUUUUGUUUUUCAAUUUGCUGGGCUGGGAAUUUUGAAUUUUUUCCCUACUCUGUUGUUGUUCUUUCAUUUUUUUUUUUUUAAAGACAAAUUUCGCGCGUUAAGGCCGUGAAUUCUGAUCUGUAAAGAGAAGUGCAAAGAAAGAGCUUAAGAGUGUUGUGAUUUAUAAUUUCAA
Messenger RNA from Prosopis cineraria, 1492 nucleotides. RefSeq lists its product as uncharacterized. Lineage: Eukaryota; Viridiplantae; Streptophyta; Magnoliopsida; Fabales; Fabaceae. The record is from RefSeq and is a predicted model, not a curated record. Bases 261 to 1289 code for a protein of 342 amino acids. The transcript is spliced from 3 exons.